AUGACAAUUAUCCCUAUUGUUCAGAUUUCUUCUACUCCAGCCGACAGGUAUAUUCCUGAUGGAAAUGGCGGGGAACACAUCGGAGGUGGGCAGAUUGUAGGAGGAUUAGGAUUAGGUAGUAUCAUUGGUGGAGGAAGUCAGUGGUCUCAUCAUAAACAAUGGUCUAGUUCCUGGCAGUCAGGAAGCCACAGUAGCAUCGGAGGACGAAUUAUCGGAGGGGGUCAUAGAGGGAUCAUAGGUGGAGGUCAAGGAGGAAUCAUAGGAGGAGGUCAAGGUGGGAUAAUAGGAACGGGUCAAGGAGGAAUCAUUGGAGAAGGUCAAGGUGGAAUUAUUAAACAAAAGGGAUGCGGACCAUACGGAUGUGGACAUUACAGGCGAAAAUAA
Messenger RNA from Magallana angulata, 384 nucleotides. Its product is annotated as keratin, type I cytoskeletal 9-like. The transcript has a single exon. Bases 1 to 384 code for a protein of 127 amino acids. NCBI's taxonomy places the organism in Eukaryota, Metazoa, Mollusca, Bivalvia, Ostreida, Ostreidae. The record is from RefSeq and is a predicted model, not a curated record.